This is a messenger RNA of Phialemonium atrogriseum, 2134 nucleotides long. Its product is annotated as sugar porter family MFS transporter. The record is from RefSeq and is a predicted model, not a curated record. The transcript is spliced from 4 exons. Gene Ontology annotation, molecular function: carbohydrate:proton symporter activity. Gene Ontology annotation, biological process: transmembrane transport; carbohydrate transport. Gene Ontology annotation, cellular component: membrane. The coding region runs from base 334 to 2010 and encodes 558 amino acids. Lineage: Eukaryota; Fungi; Ascomycota; Sordariomycetes; Cephalothecales; Cephalothecaceae.
AUGCCAGGUCAGACACUUAUGUCUAGACUAUAUCCUGUUACGGACUGUACUGGCUUUGGCUCUUCCCCGGAUUUACGCCACUCGGAUCGAUGGUAUCCAGUGUUGCUUCCGAGCCUGUCAGCGAUCUUAUAUAUAAACACUGAGCUGCUUAGGUAUCAACAGCUUAGGGAUCCUCAUCGUUCGAUCCAUCAUUCGAUAUCGAAGCAGUGGAUUCAUUCUUUUGAGGCCAUCAUUCCGAUUCUCCACUGACGGUAUAUUCCAUCCGACCUGUCAUUGUCUUCAACACACCUCACGCCACAGCCACACAUCUCUUAUAUACCUACUCUGUGGGCCAUGUCGGACGUCGCUCAGCAGGGCACCCUCCCUACGGAGACGGCAUCGCUGUCAGAUAAGAAGACAGCGGUGCAGACGCAACAGACCUCCGAGACUGCUUCGUCUAACGUUGAGUACGGAAAGCGAGACGAUUCUGUCAGGGCUCAUUUCCGCUUCCUGUGGGUGACUGUGCUUGUUGGUUGCGCCCUGCUCGAGUAUGGUUUCGACAAAGGAAUCGUGGGUUCUUUCCAGGCCAUGGUGGGAUUCCUCGAGAUUUUCGGCUACCAGGAUCAUCGGGUUCCAUCAGGAUGGAAUAUCGCAUCAGUCCCCCAGCAGAUCAUCAGUUCCUUCAUGCUCCUCGGCGCCUUCAUGUCAUGCUUUGCAACCGGCCCCCUGGGCUCAGUGCUUGGAAGGCGGUGGUGCAUCGUUCUCGGCGUGGUCUUGUUGAUUGUUUCCAUCAUUAUUAUGAUCGUCACAACCUCUAUGGGUCUGCUCUACUUCGCACGGCUGGUCAUGGGCGUCGGAAACGGUCUCGUCAUGACCUUCACCAUGGUCUACAUUUCUGAGCUUGCGCCUGCCAAGCUCAGAGGUCUGGCCUAUGGCUUCAUGACCACGUGGAUUACUGCUGGUACUGCCAUCGGCCUGUUGAUCACAAACGCCACCCAGGCCAUGCAAGGCCGGGCCUGCUACCAGAUCCCUCUCUACGUCCUUUUUGCCAUGCCAGCGGUGACUAUAAUCUCGAUGCCCUUCAUGCCCGAGUCGCCCCGCUGGCUGCUGCUCCAGGGCAAGGAGGAGCAGGCCUGGAAGUCCCUUACAUGGAUCCGCAACGGCGCCUACGACGACCUCGCCCUGCGCUCCGAGUUCGAGGAGAUGCGUCUCAACGCCCUGCACGAUCUCGAGCUCCAAUCCAAGUGGUUGGUCCUCGACCUCCUCCGCGGCACCAACCUCCGCCGGACCCUGCUCUGCGUCGGUGUCGGCCUCAUCAACGCCGGCAUCGGCGCCAUGUUCGUCCUCGCCUUCGGCACCUACUUCUUCAAGGUCAUCGGAGUCACCAAUCCCUUCAAGUGGAUCGUCCUGACACAGUGGAUGGGCGUCAUCGGCCUCUUCUUCGCCUACUACCUCCUCGACCGCGUCGGGCGGCGCACCCUCCUCCUGGUCGGCACCACGGCCUGCGGCCUCUCCAUGCUGGUGCUGGGCGUCAUGUUCUCCGUCCCCAACCUCAAGGGCACCACUGGCCUCCAGGUGGCCAUCAUCUUCCUCACCUCCUGGUUUCAAUUCUUCUUUAACUUCGGCGUCGUGCCCAUCACCUACCUCGUCGCCGGCGAGCUGCCCGCCCAGAACAUGCGUGCGUACACGGCCGGCAUCAGCACGGGAACCGGCUACGUCGCUGGGUGGCUCACAACCUUCACAGCCCCUUACUUCAUCAACCCGGCCAACCUCAACUGGGGCGGCAAGUACGGCUUCAUCUGGUUCGGCAGCUCGUUCCUCGUCGUUGCCUUCGUCUGGUUUCUGGUGCCCGAGGUGCAGGGCCGGUCCCUCGAGGAGAUCGAGGAAAUGUUCGACAAGCGCCUCCCCGCAAAGGACUUCCCCAAGUACGUUUCGGAGAACGCCGAGAUUGCCCGUCGCGAGGCCGAGAAAGAUCUGUAUGGACCUGAUGGCGACAAGGCCAGGGUUAUGCGCGCUGAGGGCAAGAUGUAAAUAUUGGACAUGGAUAUUUGGAUAUUGAUCACGUUAGGGGGUUUUAGGAUGUUUGUGAAGAGCAAGGAAUUUUAGUUAGGGGACAAAGUGCUCAUUAUUUAAUUGCACCCUUGAAUGCAGACAA